Messenger RNA from Ylistrum balloti, 2618 nucleotides. RefSeq names its product cytosolic Fe-S cluster assembly factor narfl-like. Lineage: Eukaryota; Metazoa; Mollusca; Bivalvia; Pectinida; Pectinidae. Gene Ontology annotation, molecular function: 4 iron, 4 sulfur cluster binding. Gene Ontology annotation, cellular component: cytosolic [4Fe-4S] assembly targeting complex. The transcript is spliced from 10 exons. The record is from RefSeq and is a predicted model, not a curated record. Gene Ontology annotation, biological process: iron-sulfur cluster assembly. The coding region runs from base 700 to 2145 and encodes 481 amino acids.
GAAGCACGAUGACCCCAACCUAAAUUUUAAUGCUAUUCCUCAAAAAGGCAAUAGAGGCUUGUUUACUUUGGUUUGUUGUUCUCAUCACUACUUAAUGACCAGUAGUUGAUAUAAAAUACAGAGGUAAUACGGAAUCUACACUUUUAAGGACAGUGUUCCAUAGCUUUCCAGAUCUGAGCUUACCAAUCCAUAGGGACAACAAUGAAAUUAAAAGACAAGUAAAUAAAAAAGUGGGGGCAUAAAUUAUUAGGAUUUAAAGGUACAGACUGGUAUAGAUGUGCAUGCAAACAGUGCCAAUGGUACAAAUGAAUACGCAGCUCAACUUAACAUCUUUAUAAAAUCUAGCCUGGCACUGUAUCUGUUUCCCCUACCCAUUUGGGUAAGGACCACCUUAUAUCAUUAUUGGGGUUAACUUAUUUUGAGAAUUUGGCCUCAUUCUAUUUUUUCAUAAGAUGUAAAUAUAACUUUGUUCAAAGUGAUGCUGUGUUUAGUAGUGGAGAAACUUGUCUAGAUUUUAGUUUGAAGUGGUUGUGUGAAUAGUAGUAGAACAGCUUGGCUAGAAAAAUUGUCAUGAAGAAAAAUAUAUUGUGAUUAUGUAUUUAUACCUGAUAUGCAUUACAGAUGUUUAUACUUUAUAGAUUGGAUGUGAAUCUGCCUGAUAAUCCAUUAACAACAUAAAUAGAAAAGAUUAAUCAGAAGAUGGCCUCCAACUUCAGUGGAGCACUUCAACUCACUGAUCUGAAUGAUUUCAUCACACCUUCCCAGGAAUGUGUCAAACCUGUGAAAAUAGACAGACGGCCUGGCAAAGUUGGAAAAAUCAAGAUAGAAGAUGAUGGGAGUUACAUUGAAGUAUUAGAGAGUGGCAUGGAGAGAAAGCUGGAGAAGGCCAAGAUUACGCUGAAUGACUGUUUAGCAUGCAGUGGAUGUAUCACUUCAGCAGAAAGUGUCCUUAUCACACAGCAGAGCCAGGAAGAACUGUACAAGGUCCUGCGGGAAAAUCUCCGGUUACAGGAGACUGGUGAUUCCAGUGGACAAAGGGUGGUGGUGGUAUCUGUUUCUCCCCAGUCCAGAGCCUCCUUAUCAGCCAAAUACCAUCUGUCUGUCACAGAUACUGCACACAAACUUACAUGGUUCUUAAAAAAAUUAGGUGUCCACUAUGUGUUUGAUACAACAUUCUCACGCAAUUUCAGUCUACUGGAGAGUUGUAGAGAGUUUGUUCAGCGGUAUAAAGAUUCAGAGACAGACAAAUCAGCCUUGCCUAUGUUGGCAUCAGCUUGUCCAGGUUGGAUAUGUUACGCUGAAAAGACACAUGGAACCUACAUACUGCCAUACAUCAGCACAACAAAGUCCCCACAGCAAGUCAUGGGGUCACUUGUAAAGGAUUAUCUUGCUGGUCAGUUGGGUGUCCAGCCAAAUAACAUCUUCCAUGUUACAGUCAUGCCUUGUUACGACAAAAAACUGGAAGCAUCACGAUCUGAUUUCUACAAUGAUAUAUACAGCACCAGAGAUGUGGAUUGUGUCAUAACAACAGGGGAAGUGGACCAGAUGCUUAUCAAAGAAGGUUUAAACCUUGGUGAAGUGGAGGGUCUUGAUCUGGAUACAAUUGUACCUGGAAUGUCCCCACCUGAUCUGACCAAUCAUGAUGGAGGUGGAUCUGGUGGAUACCUGGAGCAUAUCAUGAAAUACAGUGUUGCCCAGAUCUUUGGGAAAGAAUGUGGCCAGCUUCAGUACAAAACUCUAAGGAAUCAGGACUUAAAGGAAGUGACCAUUGAAAUGGAGGGUCAUCCUCCCUUAAAGAUGGCUAUAGCAUAUGGAUUUAGAAACAUUCAGAAUGUUGUACAGAAGGUGAAGCGAGGCAAGUGUCCAUACCAUUUUGUGGAGAUUAUGGCAUGUCCAACAGGAUGUAAUAAUGGUGGCGGACAGUUGAAGCCAGAAGCAGGGGAAGAAACAAUGAAGGACAGACUGAAGUGUGUCACGGAACUAUAUAACUCAUUGUCCACAGUGACACCUGACUGUGUACUGGGCAUUGAGCAUUUAUAUAUUAACUGGCUAGGUGGGGCAGACUCUGACAAGGCCAAACAAAUGCUCCAUACAGAAUACCAUGGUGUGGAGAAAAUAGCAAAUGCUUUGACUAUCACCUGGUGAUAACACAGGGUCGUAGAUUUUGAAAACUGUGACUUGGUUUGGAUUAACACUCAGUUCUGCUCGACACCUAUUGAUCCUACCCAAGUAUAUCUAAAAGCUAUGAUUAUUCAGUCUCAAUAUAUGUAAUUUAUGUCUUCUGAGAAAAAACCGGAUUAUGAUACUGUUAGAUCUUGGGAAUCAUACAUAUUGGGGCUAGUUAAAUAACCAUGGAAUUAAAGAAGAUAAAAUUUAUUAAGAGUUAAAGUAUAAAAUGUUUAAAGAAUCAAAGAGGUUAAAAACAAUGUAGAAUGUGCCAGAAAUCAUAACAAUAUGUAUGGUAACGCAUGUUCUUGGACAAUAUAUAAUAAGAAUGUUUAUAAGAUUGUAACUAUGACAAGGUAAAAAUGUCCUAAAAGUUCAGGUGCAACAUAAAAUCCUGUGAUAAUUUUGAUGAUGUGUGAUGUAAUCAAUACCAUAAAAUCAUAUACAACAUA